AUGAUAAUUACAACGUGGAUUGUGUACAUUCUUUCCCGGGAAGGUGUCGGGUUCCCCUUUCCACCAAAAACCAGUUCGGACGUUGAAGUUAUGGAAACUGAACCUUUGUCUGUAGUAGAGCAUUGGCUGAAAAAAACUGAAGAAGAGGCUUCUCAGGAUAUAAAGGAGAAGACAUCUGCUAACCUUCCUCCUAUCCAUGGCCAAGAUGUACAUGUGUCCAGAGAUGUGGUGAAGCACCAGCCCUCAAAGUCUGCUUUGUUAGCAAACCAGAGUCAAGAUGUCUUGGAGGAAAGAACAAGAAUCCAGUUCAUAAGAUGGAGCCAUACCCGUGUCUUCCAAGUGCCAAGCGAGGUGAGAAGUGAUGUUAUGCGUGAUCGGAUAGAGCAGGUGAGACGAAGCUUAUCCCAUUUAACAAAUGGAUCAUCUCAGGAGCUUCAUGACAGAAAAUCCUACUCAGACUGUUGA
This is a messenger RNA of Pteropus alecto (black flying fox), 465 nucleotides long. RefSeq names its product spermatogenesis associated 19 (gene SPATA19). The coding region runs from base 1 to 465 and encodes 154 amino acids. Lineage: Eukaryota; Metazoa; Chordata; Mammalia; Chiroptera; Pteropodidae. The transcript is spliced from 6 exons. The record is from RefSeq and is a predicted model, not a curated record.